AUGAUAUCGAACGCCGACUUGAGAAAUGACGAAGUCAUAUUCAAGCCAGAGUACCUGAGCGAGGCCAUCGCUCAGCUCCUUGCUGAGAUCAUGGACAUCCAGACCAUGAAAAACGAUAUGACGGCCAUCAACCAACUACCAAACGAGGUCCUCUGCAACAUCUUCGUCGAGUAUAAAGGCAGUAUCCUCGCAGAUCAACCACAGCACCCAUCCGCAUGGACUUUGAUUACCAGCGUCUGCCUCCGGUGGCGAAACGCCUGCAUCAACCAUCCCCCGCUUUGGUCAGACAUCGCUCCAUGUCGAGAUCCUCUGGCCUUGACCCGGGCCAAACUCAAAAGGUCCAAAGGAACUCUUCUUUCCAUCGAGUCGCUUCAACCGAAAAUUCUUACUCGCGCCGCCGAACAACUGCUGGCAUUUGCUGUCUGCCAGGCGGAGCGUCUCGUUUUCCUCAAACUUCGCAACAGGCCCGAGUAUUAG
Molecule: messenger RNA, 477 nt
Organism: Coprinopsis cinerea okayama7#130
Lineage: Eukaryota; Fungi; Basidiomycota; Agaricomycetes; Agaricales; Psathyrellaceae
Exons: 1
Coding region: 1-477 (158 amino acids)
Source: RefSeq, a predicted model, not a curated record